AUGAAAUAUUUCGUGAUUAUAGUUUACGAAAGCUUCCUGUACAGGAUAGCGGCAGCUUACUGUAAACUUCCUUCUAUAGAUUCUAAUUUGCCUGUGGGAAUCGAAAUCACUCUGUUAGAAGUACUCAGCAGAACCCAGUGUUGCCGUCGGUCAUACACUUUGAAUGCAUUCACAACUGGUUUAUCGCGUGUCCAUUCAUUGCUGUCUCCUCAGACUUUACCUGUUGGUCAGAAUUAUAGAUUUUCUUUUGUUUGUUUUUAUUUAUCUAAAGCUGAAAACGAGUUAUGGACGAACGAAGGUCUACUUAAAGUCACAUUACAAGAGGAUUUACAACUAUUUCACAAUGUUGAAGUGUUUGAGAUUGCUCAAAAAAUUUUGAAUCCAUUUUUGAAAAGCACUUUAAUGACAAGCUUUGACCAUAUGCAAUUGCUUUAA
Molecule: messenger RNA, 435 nt
Organism: Funneliformis caledonium
Lineage: Eukaryota; Fungi; Glomeromycota; Glomeromycetes; Glomerales; Glomeraceae
Source: the annotation of a GenBank genome assembly